Messenger RNA from Python bivittatus (Burmese python), 1812 nucleotides. Lineage: Eukaryota; Metazoa; Chordata; Lepidosauria; Squamata; Pythonidae. The record is from RefSeq and is a predicted model, not a curated record.
UUGAACUUCAACCCUUUUUAAAGUCUUGUCCUUCAGGCCAAGGCUGUCUGUCAGGCACCAGCAUUCCCUUACCAGCCAUGUCUACUCUGAAAGCAGUCUGUGCUGGGCUCCCCCUCCAUCCUCUUCCAGAGAACAGAGGCCGAAAGAGUGGAAUCCCUCAUGCUCCUGUGAGGAGCCCAAACCUCACGGCAAGUGAAGAAAAGUUGGCUUUAAAGAACUCUCUGCGUUAUUUCCCAUCUAACUUACAUGGAAUCCUGGCACCAGAAUUUGCCAAAGAAUUGAGACUCUAUGGGCAUAUCUACAUGUACAGGUUCUGUCCCCAGAUUGAAAUGAGAGCUUAUCCCAUUCAGGAAUAUCCUUGCAAAACCAAACAAGCUGCUGCAAUAAUGCACAUGAUUAUGAAUAAUCUUGAUCCUGCAGUAGCACAGUUUCCCCAGGAACUUGUAACUUAUGGAGGAAAUGGACAAGUGUUCAGCAACUGGGCGCAGUUCUGGCUGGUGAUGCACUAUUUAUCUGAGAUGACUGAAGAACAGACAUUAGUCAUGUACAGUGGACAUCCCUUAGGACUUUUCCCAAGCCAUUGCAACGCUCCUCGAUUAGUUAUCACUAAUGGGAUGGUAAUCCCUAACUAUUCUUCCAGAGAGGAAUAUGAGUCUAUGUUUGCAAAAGGAGUUACAAUGUAUGGACAGAUGACAGCUGGAAGCUAUUGCUACAUUGGACCACAGGGGAUAGUCCAUGGAACUGUGCUAACAGUGCUCAAUGCAGGCCGUCGAUACUUGGGGGUAGAGAAUCUGUCUGGCAGAGUCUUUGUCACAUCUGGCCUUGGAGGAAUGAGUGGUGCCCAAGCAAAAGCCGCAGUCAUUGCUGGAUGUGUGGGAGUUAUCGCUGAGGUUGAUGAAGCUGCUCUCUUAAAACGUCAUCAUCAGGGAUGGCUGAUGGAAAUCACUAGAAGUCUGGACCACUGCAUUGCUCGACUUAGAGAAGCAAAGAAGAACAAAAUGUCUCUUAGUUUGGGAUACCAUGGGAACGUGGUAGAUCUUUGGGAGAGAUUGGUUGAUGAAUUCAAUACUACUGGAGAAUUGUUAGUUGAUUUGGGGUCUGACCAAACAUCUUGUCACAAUCCAUUUAAUGGCGGAUAUUACCCAGUACAACUAAGCUUUAGGGAUGCCAACCAACUCAUGUCCAGUGAUCCCAUAAAAUUCCAGGCUCUUGUACAAGAAAGUCUUAGAAGACAAGUAGCUGCCAUCAACAAGCUGUCUGAUCAAGGAAUGUUUUUUUGGGAUUAUGGCAAUGCUUUCCUUCUAGAAGCCCAGAGAGCUGGUGCUGAUGUUGCAAAAAGAGGAGCCAGCAAAGGAGAAUUCCGAUACCCUUCUUAUGUUCAGCACAUUAUGGGAGAUAUUUUUUCUAUGGGAUUUGGCCCAUUUCGGUGGGUUUGUACCUCUGGUGACUCAGAAGACUUGGCAACCACUGACUUUAUAGCCACAACAGUGCUUGAGGAACUUACACAUCAGGGAGCAAAUACAUCUGUGAAACAGCAGUACCAUGAUAACAUCCGCUGGAUUCAGGAAGCCAGAAGACAUAAUUUGGUUGUUGGUUCCCAAGCCAGAAUUCUGUAUUCUGAUCAAAAAGGCCGCAUAGCUAUUGCAGUGGCUAUUAACAAGAGUAUUGCUGAAGGAAGAAUUAAGGCACCAGUUGUUCUUAGUCGAGACCACCAUGAUGUGAGUGGGGCAGAUAGUCCUUACAGAGAGACCUCAAAUAUCUAUGAUGGUUCUGCAUUUUGUGCAGGUUAGCUGAAUAGAUUGCAAGUAUCUC